Messenger RNA from Vigna radiata var. radiata (mung bean), 525 nucleotides. Its product is annotated as protein C2-DOMAIN ABA-RELATED 9-like. The transcript is spliced from 3 exons. NCBI's taxonomy places the organism in Eukaryota, Viridiplantae, Streptophyta, Magnoliopsida, Fabales, Fabaceae. The coding region runs from base 1 to 525 and encodes 174 amino acids. The record is from RefSeq and is a predicted model, not a curated record.
AUGGACAAUAGUAUUCUGGGUCUUCUCAAACUUCGAAUUAAAAGAGGUACUGAUCUUGCAAUUCGCGAUGCCAUUAAAGGACGUGCCAGUGACCCUUAUGUCGUCGUCAGCAUGGGCGAUCAGAAGCUGAAGACUUCCGUUAAAAAAAACAACUGCAAUCCUGAGUGGAAUGAAGAAAGGACUCUUUCUAUAAAGGACGUUACAACCCCCAUACGUUUGUCAGUUUAUGACAAAGACACAUUCUCAGGGGAUGACAAAAUGGGAGAUGCAGACAUAGACUUAAUACCAUAUGUUCAGUGUGUGCAAAUGAGAUGGACUGACCUUCGAAAUGGUACUGUAGUGAGGAUCGUUCAACCAGAUGAAACUAAUUGCCUUGCCAAAGAUAGCAACUGCAUUUGGCAAAAUGAAAACAUCAUUCAAGAAAUGGUUUUGAAAUUGAGAAAUGUUGAGAGUGGGGAAAUAGUUGUGGAAAUAGAGUGGGUUGAUGUUAUUGGUUGCAAGGGCUUAUCACAUCUAGAUCUUUAA